CGAUUUUCUUCGGAGCGCCGUUUCUAAUCCGCUUCAAAGACUCCGGGCAUGCAACUGGCUUAGUUGCGGGUCCUGUGCUAUCAAGCCGAAUUUGACCGAGCCAGUCUCGUACGCUGCUAGAUAUCCACGAAGGGCCGCAUUUUUUAUCCAAAACCUUUGCAAAACAUGGAGCGAUUGCGGUGGCGGGUGGACGUCGGCGGCUUCUGUGCGCUUCCUGGGCGACUUCCUUUAUCACCGCAAAUGCCGACCAGCGGGGGCCGCGAGUAUAAAUCUGAGGCUGGCGGACGCAGGACUGGGCUUUCUGGAGCUACUUACUUACUUCGCUAUUCACAUCUCCAGCUCUUCGCACCGAAGUUGAAGUGCUUCGCCUACCUUAAGUCAUCCGUUCCCUCUGAUCUGUUAAGUCGUCCACCAUGGCAGACUACAAGUUUGAAGGCUGGCUCGGCCUCGACAAAGAUGCAGAUAAGGGCAAGAUGGUCUGGGGCGAAUUCGAGCCCAAGGCGUGGGAAGAGACGGACAUCGAUAUCAAGAUCACGCACUGCGGCAUCUGCGGGUCCGAUCUCCACACUCUCAGGAGUGGCUGGGGCCCAACACCCUACCCAUGCUGCGUCGGCCACGAGAUCGUCGGCACCGCCGUCCGCGUCGGCAGCAAAGCAGAAGGCGGCAUCAAGGUCGGCGACCGCGUCGGCGUCGGCGCCCAGUGCGAUUCUUGCCGCGGCCGCCUGGGCAAAGCAUGCGAGGCGUGCGCAUCAGGCCUGGAGCAGUAUUGCCCGCAUCUGGUCAGCACGUAUGCAGCAACACAUGUGAGCGGGGACAAGUCGUAUGGCGGGUACGCGCUGUACAACCGCUCGCCGUCGCAUUUCGUGGUCAAGAUUCCGGAGGCGCUUCCGUCGGCCGCUGCGGCGCCUAUGCUGUGUGCUGGCGUCACGACAUACUCCCCGCUGAAGCACUAUGGGUGCGGCCCAGGGAAGCGAGUUGGCGUGCUCGGGAUGGGUGGACUGGGGCAUUUCGCGGUGCUUUGGGCGAAGGCCUUGGGCGCUGAGCGCGUUGUUGCUAUCUCCCGGUCGGCGGGGAAGGCUCCGGAUGCGAUCAAGCUGGGAGCUGAUGCGUACAUCGCAACGGAGGGUGAUUCCUCUUGGCUGGAGAAGAAUGCUGCAUCUCUUGAUAUCAUCAUAUCAACGGUAUCUUCGUCGAAGACGCCCCUGGGCGACUACCUUGGUCUUCUCCGAAGAGAUGGGACGCUCGUUCAGGUCGGCAAUCCCGAUGACGGACUUUUCCAUGUCCCUGCUCCUCGGUUAAUCAUGCAGAGGACGAAACUAGGAGGCUCGGUAAUCGGAUCCCCGGCGGAGAUUCGAGAGAUGCUCCAGCUGGCUGCGGACAAGAACAUCCGUCCAAUGGUUCAGGAGCGCCCAAUGAAAGACGCCAACCAGGCCAUCAUCGACAUGGAAAAUGGCAGAGCGAGGUAUCGAUACGUCUUGGUGAACGAAGGUCAUCUGUAGGCUUUCAACCCCGCUUCUCAUAUCGAAUAGAUUCAACUUGGCCAUUAUUUGCUUCGAUCCACUGGUGUGUAGAGGAUAAGAGGACAGAAAUUCAACUCUAGAAAAGACAGUCCUGUUACUUUGUUUCACAAUCCAUAGCAUAUCCGAAACUCCUGGAAUCAAGUCU
Messenger RNA from Trematosphaeria pertusa, 1665 nucleotides. Its product is annotated as putative zinc-binding alcohol dehydrogenase. Gene Ontology annotation, biological process: alcohol metabolic process. Bases 414 to 1499 code for a protein of 361 amino acids. The record is from RefSeq and is a predicted model, not a curated record. Gene Ontology annotation, molecular function: alcohol dehydrogenase (NADP+) activity; zinc ion binding. Lineage: Eukaryota; Fungi; Ascomycota; Dothideomycetes; Pleosporales; Trematosphaeriaceae. The transcript is spliced from 3 exons.